CUUCACCUCAACCUUCACCACUUGCAAUAAUUAACAGAAACACAGGGCAAGCUCAUCCUUAAAAUUCAACAUGGCUGCUUCUUCCAUGGCUCUCUCAUCCCCAGCCUUGGCUGGCAAGCCCGUCAAGCUGUCCCCAUCAACCCCAGAUUUGGGCGUUGGGAGGGUUAGCAUGAGGAAGACCGUCACCAAGCAGGCAACUUCCGGAAGCCCAUGGUACGGCCCAGACCGUGUCAAGUACUUGGGCCCAUUCUCCGGCGAGCCCCCAUCCUACCUCACUGGUGAGUUCCCAGGCGACUACGGUUGGGACACUGCUGGGCUUUCCGCUGACCCAGAAACCUUCGCAAGGAACCGUGAGCUUGAGGUCAUCCACUCCAGGUGGGCCAUGCUUGGAGCCCUGGGCUGCGUCUUCCCCGAGCUCUUGUCCCGCAACGGUGUUAAAUUCGGUGAGGCCGUGUGGUUCAAGGCUGGUUCCCAGAUCUUCAGCGAGGGUGGGCUUGACUACUUGGGUAACCCAAGCCUGAUCCAUGCCCAGAGCAUCCUCGCCAUCUGGGCCACUCAGGUGAUCUUGAUGGGUGCCGUCGAGGGUUACCGUAUUGCCGGUGGGCCUCUUGGAGAGGUCACAGACCCAAUCUACCCUGGUGGGAGCUUCGACCCAUUGGGCCUUGCUGAUGACCCAGAGGCUUUUGCUGAGCUUAAAGUGAAGGAGCUCAAGAACGGUAGGUUGGCCAUGUUCUCCAUGUUUGGGUUCUUCGUUCAGGCCAUAGUGACCGGAAAGGGCCCACUUGAGAACCUCGCCGACCACCUUGCAGACCCAGUGAACAACAAUGCCUGGGCCUACGCCACCAACUUCGUCCCCGGAAAGUGAGCAUUGAAACACGCGAGGAUUGACCUGUGGACUUGAGUUUUAGAUUUGUGUUUGUUGAAGUAAACGUUAUUGCAAUGUACUUCUUCAGAUAAUGUGAAUUAUCUUGUUUAUUCCAUUUCCUAAUGUUGCUUAGCCUUUUACAUCAUCCCACUGUCAAUUUUGUUCAAAUUUCACG
Molecule: messenger RNA, 1040 nt
Organism: Abrus precatorius (Indian licorice)
Lineage: Eukaryota; Viridiplantae; Streptophyta; Magnoliopsida; Fabales; Fabaceae
Product: chlorophyll a-b binding protein of LHCII type 1
Exons: 1
Coding region: 71-865 (264 amino acids)
Biological process (GO): photosynthesis, light harvesting in photosystem I; response to light stimulus
Cellular component (GO): plastoglobule; chloroplast thylakoid membrane; chloroplast envelope
Source: RefSeq, a predicted model, not a curated record